AUGGAUCUUGCUAUGGCCAUCCAAGCCUUUGCUCACUUCAUACUCAUUGUUCUGCUCUUCCCUGCAGCAACGAGUGGUGAGAAAUAUGUUAAAUUUGAGCUUUGUUUGCAUAAUGUAAAACAUGUUAUUGACCUCCGCAAACACAUGGCCGAUGUGGUCUCCAAUUCUCGGAUUCAAAGGAACUAUCAACCUGCCAAUGCCACACUUCUUAGCUCCGACCAUGACAUAAUGGUAAACUGGACUGAGAAUGCAGGAUAUAUUACAAUUAACGAAACUCAAUACCAACUGCUGCAAGGUCAUUGGCAUUCUCCCUCGGAGCACAAAAUCAACGGCAUGAGGUAUGAUCUAGAGUUGGAGCUGGUGAUGCAAAACAAUUUGAUUCGAGCAGCCGUUGAUGGAGCUGGUGAUGUAGCCAUAAAGCUUAAUGAUGUUACGAUGGCGAAUUUCUGUGAAGAUCUUGGUCUUGUUGCAAAAGCUCUUGUAAAAGGAUGGAUUUUCAGAUUCUGCUUUGUGAAGCUUUUUCAGUGCAACAAUUCUGCCACUGGGAAUCAGUGUUUGAAGGAAACAUUUGAGAAUGCUAGACCCAUGCAACCAAGAAAUGGUCGCACGGUGCAACUCUACUUGCCUAAAGAUCACCGUGGAAAUUGA
This is a messenger RNA of Sphenostylis stenocarpa, 648 nucleotides long. NCBI's taxonomy places the organism in Eukaryota, Viridiplantae, Streptophyta, Magnoliopsida, Fabales, Fabaceae. The record is from the annotation of a GenBank genome assembly.